This is a messenger RNA of Stegastes partitus (bicolor damselfish), 1453 nucleotides long. Its product is annotated as retinal cone rhodopsin-sensitive cGMP 3',5'-cyclic phosphodiesterase subunit gamma. The record is from RefSeq and is a predicted model, not a curated record. NCBI's taxonomy places the organism in Eukaryota, Metazoa, Chordata, Actinopteri, Pomacentridae. The coding region runs from base 802 to 1074 and encodes 90 amino acids. The transcript is spliced from 3 exons. Gene Ontology annotation, biological process: visual perception; positive regulation of epidermal growth factor receptor signaling pathway; positive regulation of G protein-coupled receptor signaling pathway. Gene Ontology annotation, molecular function: 3',5'-cyclic-nucleotide phosphodiesterase activity; cGMP binding. Gene Ontology annotation, cellular component: photoreceptor outer segment membrane.
AACUGGAGUGCAUCAUAUAAAGAGGUGUUUCUAAUAUUAUGUCCACCCUUAUCUAUAUGAAUAGGAAUUUAAUUAUGACUUCGGUAAUGAACAUGUUAAAGAAUUUUCACGUUCCACAUUUUCAACAUUUAAAAAUUUGCAUACAUAUGUUUUACAGCGCUUUUGUACCGUAUUGCAUUACAUGCACGUAUGAGUAAAUAUACCUGUGUAACAAUCCUUACAGAAUUUGUUUACAUAUUAUGCACACAAAAGUAAAAAUCUCUCAGCUUUAAAUUUUGUUAUUGUGUUAUUUCUUGUUGUUUUGUCAUUUUGUACCUAUACCCGAAAGCAAAUUGUCCUUUUAUUAAUGUUCUCCUUUCAGUGGUAAAAAAAAUCUGACUGUGAGUACUCUAUGAGCUACUGUCAGGUUAGAUCACAAGCAAAUUCAGCACGUCUUUAUAGUAAUCUGAUUACAAAGGUGCUUUGAAGAUUAGAGACAUUGUGGAGGUUUGAUUUGUAGCGCGAGCACAAGAUUACAGGAGCCUUUGUUAUCUGUACAUAAGUGCAUUUCUUCAGUUAUUUAGAAGUGUUUGUAAUUACAGUAGGACACUUUAUUAUAUAUCACUUUGUGUUUCAAAAUUGCAAAAUACAGAGAAAUAGAAUUGAAUAUUGAUUGUUAUUGGUUUAUAAGGGCCAUAGUGUUGACAGCAAUGCUAGUAAAAUGCUUUGUCCACAAUAAGCACAAUGUUUUGAUUUUUUUCAGGCGUUAUAUCGUAUUUUUUGACACAGUUAUUGUCCCAUUGUAGCUUGAACGACAGGAACAUGAAUUUGGAUGUAGCCAGACCUGAAGCAAAGUCUAGCAUCAAAGCUCCCCUCAGAGCAGCUGGUCCUGGCUCCACAGACAAGGGACCACCCAGGUUCAAACAGAGAAGCACCCGGCAGUUCAAGAGCAAGCCCCCCAAAAAGGGAGUCAUUGGCUUUGGAGAGGAGAUUCCUGGAAUGGAGUGGCUUGGCAGUGACAUCACUGUGAUCUGCCCAUGGGAAGCGUACAGCCAUCUAGAGCUGCAUGAACUAGCUCAGUAUGGAAUCAUCUAAGUCUCUUCUCUGAUUUUUUUUGUUUACCAAAGGGAACUAAUGUGGCACGUUCAAGUUACUUGGAAUUUCGGUAACUGAUUUCAACAGUCUAGAUCAUCAAUAGUGGCUUUUUUUUUUGACUUGCAAACCUCCUACUACAAUUGCAAUGUCUAAUUUAUGUAAUGUAUGUAUAUUGAGAAUGCUGUUCUUUGUCUAAGACAUUUUGUACAGUACAACUAUUUUCAUAAGACUCUCAAGCUGCCAUUUUUAAGCCCAUAAAACACUGAGGCUGAAUGAGUUAUUGCCUGAGGCUGCAGUGGGAGCUGGAACUGAAAGUUCGGUUACUGGCUUGCAGGAGUUUCUGAACAACCGUCAGCACUGUGUUUGUUAUAUUUAAACU